UGAGUUGAAAUCUUGUCUUUUCUUGCGAAAAAAUCCUUGAGAUUGUUAGUAGCCUUUUUACUAGACAUACAAUUAGUACUUAAGCAACAGAUCCAUAGUAUGCCAUGGCAUGUACCAGCUGCGAGGUAUGCCUAUCGCUGUCCAAGGAAGCGUACUUGGAUAUUUUCGCUGAAGAGAACUCCGACAAACAGAUUGCCCUGAUCAUUUCCAAGUAUCUAUGGUUUGAGGUCGUACCAGUGUCGGUUGAAGGUGCACGCUUCAUCUGUUCCAGUUGUUGGCUUUCCCUGGAACAGUUUCAUGAGUUCUACACCGAAGUUCAACGGGCACAAGCCUCCGCUACUGUGCAUAGCACCGCCGCUGCCACAUCCGCCGAAGAUAAAACGGAGUGCAUCGUGGAAGAAAGUACCACAAGCAAGGAUCACCCAGAGUUCUACGAAGUGAAGGUAGAACCCACCGAUAACAUCCAGGAAGGAGUUAACGAAGAAGAGGCUCAUUGCACCGAUAAACCGUUAGCGUGUGUGUUUGUGAAAUGUGAGGGACUCGUAGCACCAGACCCGACGGCACAAUCCGAUAACGAAGAAGAGAUACUGCUGGAGCAGCAGCAGCAGCAGACUGAGGAAGAGCAAUCCGUCUCGGAAUCAUCGGAGGACUGUUCUACGGCCGGCGAAGGAACGUCGAAACGGAAACGGAAACGAACAAGAAAAUCCGACCCAAGCCAGGACUCAAAAACGCGAAAAGUGGAAGACCAACAAAAGGAGGACGAGGAAUUACUGCGUUUCUACAAGCGCAUAGUAUGCGAGACGUGUGACAACCAGCGGAUGAUGGCCGGAGAGUCACAGAUAGAUUACGGCACCUGGAGGGGUCUGUUAAGGCACACAAAGGAGUGCCACGGGCACGACAAGAUCUACGUCAAAUGCCCCGUGUGCGAGAUUAAGCUACGAACCAAAUUUAACCUGCAACAGCACAUGGAUAUGCACGAGAACCCGGAAAAGUAUCGCUGCAAGCUGUGCUCCGAGGUGCACCAGAACAUGAAGGAACACAUGCAGAACAAGCACCAGGAACGACAGUUUUGCUGCGACGUGUGUGGCAAGAAGUUCCCAUUCAAGAAGCGGCUCACGGUGCACAUAAAGAAGAUGCACGUAGAAAAGGACAUCAUCUGCGAUCAGUGCCAGAAACCAUUCACUCGCUAUACGAUUGAGGACCAUAGGCGAUCGGUACAUACGGCGCGGUUCGUGUGCGAGCACUGCCCCAAAACAUUCAACAGUCGUUUUCGGUUACGGCAGCAUAUGGAAGAGCACGAUGAAAGCCUGCGCAAUUCCACAUCCGUCCCCUGCACGGUAUGCGGUCAGGUGAUGCGCGACAAGUACAUCCUUAGCCGACACGUAAAACUUAUGCAUACCGUGCAACCGGCCGUGAGUUGUUCUACGUGUGGCAAAACGUUUAAAUGUAAACGCAACCUAUCGGUGCAUAUGGCCAAUGUUUGUCUUGCACCGACGCGCAUAUUCCCGUGCACAAUCUGUGGUAAGCAGUUCCGGCGUAAGAACAAACUAAAGGAGCACAUGUCGACGCACACCGGCAAACCGCUGUACAUGUGCUCGUUCUGCCCGGAAACGUUCCGCCAAGACACGCACCUGUACUACCACCGAAAGAAUGCACACUACGAACAGUGGUUGCAGAUGCAGCAGCAGCGAAAGGAAGGGGUACGGUUUCGGCUGAACGAAUUACCGUAAAUUGGCCCUAAUAUCCGUUGAUACUCCCUCGAUGAUUAUUUCUUUUACUACUUUUUACUUUACUGUCCCUAUAUAGAAACCAGUUCCACAAGAAAUCUUAGAUACCGACGAUAAAAUCCUGUGCAAAAGUUUGGUAUUUUUGUAACAUUUUGAAGGCCAACCGUUACUUUUU
This is a messenger RNA of Anopheles darlingi, 1902 nucleotides long. RefSeq names its product zinc finger protein draculin-like. Bases 105 to 1730 code for a protein of 541 amino acids. Gene Ontology annotation, cellular component: nucleus. The transcript is spliced from 3 exons. The record is from RefSeq and is a predicted model, not a curated record. Gene Ontology annotation, biological process: regulation of DNA-templated transcription. Lineage: Eukaryota; Metazoa; Arthropoda; Insecta; Diptera; Culicidae. Gene Ontology annotation, molecular function: DNA-binding transcription factor activity, RNA polymerase II-specific; zinc ion binding; RNA polymerase II cis-regulatory region sequence-specific DNA binding.